Messenger RNA from Manis javanica (Malayan pangolin), 3025 nucleotides. NCBI's taxonomy places the organism in Eukaryota, Metazoa, Chordata, Mammalia, Pholidota, Manidae. The record is from RefSeq and is a predicted model, not a curated record.
CGGCCUUCCGGGGCUGCAGCUGGUGCCCGGCCCACGUGGCUCUGCAGAAGGCGCUGGGAGCGCUGGCCCAGAAAGGCGGGGGCUGGUGCCGCCCGCGGAGACCCGGUGCCAGCCAUCUGGGAAGCUGCCCGCAGGGCCCACCAGCGGCGGAGGUCGGGGGCAGGGACGCCGCGGGGAGACGCAGGCCCGGUGCGGGGGCGGCGCGCGAUGGAGCGAUUCAAGGCUGCGAUGCUGCUGGGGAGCGUCGGGGACGCGCUGGGCUACAGAAACGCCGGCCGGGAGGGCAGCGCCGCCGGCGCGAAGAUGCGCGCGGAGCUCCAGGCGCUCGGAGGGCUGGACCACCUGGUGCUCUCCGCGCAGAAAUGGCCAGUGAGCGACAACACCAUCAUGCACAUGGCGACCGCCGGGGCCCUGACCACAGACUACUGGUGCCUGGAUGACCUGUACCGGGAGAUGGUGAGACGCUACGUGGAAGUCCUCGAGAAGCUCCCAGAACCCCGGGCAGACCCAGCUACCGUGGAGAGCUGCUCGCAGCUGAAGCCAGAUAACUACCUCCUGGCCUGGCACACACCUUUCAACGAGAAGGGUUCAGGAUUCGGAGCCGCCAGCAAAGCGAUGUGCAUCGGCAUGCGGUACUGGCAGCCGGGGCGCCUGGGCACCCUCGUCGAGGUCAGCAUCGAGUGCGGCAGGAUGACGCACAACCACCCCACAGGCUUCCUCGGGUCCCUGUGCACCGCCCUGUUCGCAUCUUACGCUGUGCAAAGCAAACCGCUGGUGCAGUGGGGCCGAGACAUGAUGCGGACCAUGCCGAUGGCCGAGGAGUACUGUAAGAAGACCAUCCGGCACCUGGCAGAAUACCAAGAGCACUGGUUUUACUUUGAAGCUAAAUGGCAGUUUUACUUGGAGGAGAGAAAAAUCAGUGAAGACACAGAGAGUAAAGCCACCUUCCCUGAACGUUACGACGCGGAGGAGAGGGACAAGGUUUACAGGAAGUGGAGCUCGGAAGGCCGAGGGGGCCGCCGGGGACACGAUGCCCCCAUGAUUGCAUAUGACGCCCUCUUAGGAGCCGGGGACAACUGGACAGAGCUGUGCCACCGGGCCAUGUUUCAUGGAGGCGAGAGCGGGGCCACCGGGGCGAUCGCGGCCUGCCUGUUCGGGCUGCUGCACGGCCUGGACGCGGUUCCCGCCGGCCUGCGCCGGGGCCUGGAGCACGAGCAGGAGCUGCUGCGCCUGGGCGAGGCUCUGCACCGCCUGUCCUCGGAGGAGAAACCCGGGAGUCUGCUGGGGAACGCAUGGAGAGGUGUUACCCGCCAUGGUGGAAAAUGAGGGCUCCCCCUCUGGACUGCAGCCCUGGAGGCGGCACGCCGAGUCCCCGGGCACACGUGGGGUGAGGCGCUCCCCGGCCUACCGGCCCCCUGCUCGCUGGAGGGACCCUGCCUCUGAUUCACCAAAUACGGCGGCAGGUUUCCAGGUCCCACUGCCCUCUGUACAUGGUGCCAGAGGAAUGCCACCAAAAAGAAUAGGAGAAUCCUCCCACUCGAGGACUCACAGCAGGCGGCACGUGUUCCCGUGACACAGACCACAGAGCAGGGGCGCAGUUGCUGAAAAGUGGCCGGGGCUCCCAGAGGAAAGGCCCAUGGGUUGGAGCUCGUGGGGCACCCUCGUUCGUAGGCACACCUGCCAGCUCAGUGUCGCCCCCCAGUGGUCUCGAUAGGGCGUCUCUGCCAUGUGACUCAGGGCCUGAAUCACGGCACUAACCUGCAGCUGGCCACUCACUGUUGUUGCAUCAUCUUCCUCUGUGUGCACCGACUCUAAGAUCAGUGUUAGAAAGAAUUGCUGGAUGUAUUUUGUUGUAUUCCCUCCUUUGAAUUUUUACUAACCUAAUUCAGCUGCAAAUCAUUUCUCAGAUGGUAAUAAAAUAUAUUGCCCAUCACAAACCUCUUCUUUGCUCUGUGAGGGGCUGGGCAAAGAGGGUAAGGCUUUCUGGUCAGAAGGUAGCUGUGGGCAAGGAGCAAGUGACAGAGAGACGGGGCACUCCUUGGUCCUCCGGGAGGCCACCCCGCAGAAGGAGAGCCCCUUGGUGAGCUUAGGAAAAGCAAGCGGGGCAGGAUGACCUGGCCCACCUCCCGGCCAGGCCACGCACGCAGGGCGCCCACUGGGCUGGAGCGAGAGCAGCCCCAAGACGCCAGGCACGGGCACGGGACGUGGCGCCUACUUCCCCGCAGGCUCUUAGUGUCAGGGGAGAGGGACAGCGCCCGUCCACGGGAAGAGCUGCCGGGGCUGAGCCUGCACCCCUGUCCUCCCAGAGCGCCUGAGGCGAGGUCCCGAGGCCCCUCUCCUUUCCCCAGGAAGGACUUCCCAUGGGAAUUCGCUCCGAGGCUAGGAGCCGCCUGGACAUCCUGAAUCUGUGGGAGACUCAGGCCCCUUCCCCUAGAGGAGCACAGGGUCUGCCAGGAAAUGGUUUCCGCACACAGAGCGCUUCUGACACCAGAUGUGUGGGUUUCCCACACCAGGCAAUUCCACAGCUCGUGGGCACAUGGGCACUACAAGUCAGCUCCCUUCUGACGCCGACUGCCGGGGUCAGUGCAGCCCACAGGCUGAAGACUCAGAAGCCCCAGACUGCCCCCUCCUUAGGCACCAGCCACAAGACCCCUCUUCCCACACUUCCAUCCAACUUGGCUGCAAUUCGGGGUUCCCAUGACCUCUCCGCAGGCUUGAAAUUUGCUACAACAUUUCACAAAACUCAGAGAAACACUUCCUUGUGUGUAUGUUUAUCAUAAGGGAUACAUGAGCAGCCAGCGGCCAGCAGCGUCCCGGUGGUAAGCGUGGUGGCUCCCAGAAGCGGGGCCUCGGUCCGUCAGCUGGGAGAGGCUGCUUAGCCUGGUGGCGCCACCCGCCCACAGACCCCGACAUCCCCUGAAGGCCACUGACCUUGGAGUGGAACCCGCAUCUGGCCCAGGGUGACUCCCUUGCCUGCCCCUUCUGCCAGGAGUCUUGUGUCCAUCCCUGGAGCAACUGCCUGCCC